AUGGAAGAGAAACCACGUCGAGACGGGCAGGACUUGAUGGACGUCGAGUUGCAACAGCCUGUACCUCACCAACCCAGUGGCACACAAUCGGAUGCCAGUUGCGAGCUAUCUACUAGCUCAGAUCAACAGCAUGAAGAUGGAAAGGGGCGAGGCACACAUUUAGUCGAUUGGGAAGGGGACAAUGAUCCAGAAAAUCCCAUGAAUUGGCCCGAUUCGAAGAAAUGGACAAAUAUUAUUGUUCUAUCAUCCCUCAGUGUCGUCACACCCUUAGGUUCAUCCAUGUUUGCACCCGGCAUCCCGAGCAUAAUGAAGGAAUUCCGCGAUUCAUCUACGGUUACAGCGACGUUCCUCCUGUCAAUCUACAUCCUUGGGUUCGCCGUGGGUCCCUUGUUCGUUGCGCCCCUCAGUGAGAUCUAUGGUCGCAGGCACCUCUAUAUCUACGCAAACAUCAUCUUUGCCUUGUUCACCAUUGGGGCGGCACUCAGUAACAGCGUGGGCAUGCUUCUUGCGUUCCGCUUACUUAUGGGCCUCUCUGGCGUUGUACCGCUCACAAUUGGGAGUGGAACGAUUGCGGAUAUGGUGUCCGUUGAAAAGAGAGGCAGAGCUGUAUCUCUAUGGGCUAUGGGUCCUCUCCUCGGGCCUUGCGCUGGUCCCGCUGCAGGCGGGUUCCUAAUUAGGGCAGCCGGUUGGAGGUGGGUGUUCUGGCUCAUUGCGAUCCUUUCCGGCAUUUUGAUUCCGAUAACGUUCUUCUGCUUGCGCGAGACAUACGCCCCUGUUCUGCUCGAUCAGCGUGCACAUCGCUUCCGCGAGAAGACUGGCGACCCCCAUGUGCGAAGUGUACUGGGGGUGCAAUCCACGCGGUCAGAGAAGUUUCGCCUGGCCGCGGUCCUGCGCUGUACAUCGCCAUAUCCUAUAUCCUAUGGCAUCUUGUACCUUCUGAUCGCCACCUUCACAUAUGUCUACACCGAAGAAUAUGGCUUCGAUGAAGGCUCUAGCGGGCUGGUCUUUCUUCCAGCUGGUCUCGGGAUGGUUAUAGGGGUGUUAGGCUUCGGUCAACUCGUGGACCUGGUAGUGAAACGAACAAAAGCGCGUGGAUUACAGCAUCGACCUGAAGACCGUCUGAACCCGAUCAUUAGUAUUCCUUGCAGCCUGGCUAUGCCGAUUGGGCUUUUCAUUUACGGCUGGACUAUCCAGAAGGGAAUUCACUGGAUUGUCCCCAUGUUAGGCGUGCUUGUUAUUUGUAUUGGCCUAAUGGGUAUUAUGACGUGCAUACAAAAUUAUUUGAUUGAUGCAUUUCCAAAAUACGCAGCAUCAGUCUCGGCGGCGUUGGCAAUUUUGCGGUCCUUACUUGGUGCCCUGCUACCUCUUUCAUGUAUUGGGUGGGGUAACAGCGUGUUAGGGUUCAUUGCUCUAGGGCUUGUACCUAUUCCCGUACUUUUAUAUGUAUUUGGCUCACGAUUACGUGCAAAAUUCCAAGUUCGACUAUAGGUCGUGGUUGUGGGCUCUCUGUCGAGCCUGGGCUGAGAACGUAGCCCAUCGAUCUCACGACCAAAAGACGACCUUUACCUCGAAUCAACAAUGUCGAUAAAGCAUGACAAUAUAGCG
Molecule: messenger RNA, 1605 nt
Organism: Aaosphaeria arxii CBS 175.79
Lineage: Eukaryota; Fungi; Ascomycota; Dothideomycetes; Pleosporales
Product: MFS general substrate transporter
Exons: 6
Coding region: 1-1488 (495 amino acids)
Biological process (GO): transmembrane transport
Cellular component (GO): membrane
Molecular function (GO): transmembrane transporter activity
Source: RefSeq, a predicted model, not a curated record